Messenger RNA from Suillus subaureus, 1167 nucleotides. RefSeq lists its product as uncharacterized. Bases 1 to 1167 code for a protein of 388 amino acids. NCBI's taxonomy places the organism in Eukaryota, Fungi, Basidiomycota, Agaricomycetes, Boletales, Suillaceae. The transcript is spliced from 9 exons. Gene Ontology annotation, molecular function: protein binding. The record is from RefSeq and is a predicted model, not a curated record.
AUGGAGUGGAAGCCUGCUCAGCUUGACGUCUCCUACCCUCCAGAUCUUGUCCUAACAAACAAUCUGGACGUGGAUCCUGAUUUCGCAGACAACUUCGCUCGUUGCGCCAGGUGGUGUGCAGAUGGAUCCAGCUUCCUCGUCCAGUGCGAAAACAGAGCAUUUCAGCUGUUUAGCACACAGUUCUCCGCUCAGCAUAAGCGUACAUUCUCACAGCCCUCAGCGGUCGUCAAUUUUGCUUGGUAUCCAGGGGCAUCAUCUAACAAUGCUCCAGCUUACUGUUUCGUCGCUUCUGUGCGUGACUGUCCACUGAAGCUUUUGGACGCUUCGGAUGGAAGGCUGAGGGCCUCGUACCCGAUUAUCGAUCAUCGUGAGAGGUUCAUCGCUCCUCAUAGUCUCGCGUUCAACUUAACAGCCGACAAGCUCUACUGCGGUUUCGAGGAUGCCAUCGAGAUAUUCGACAUACAACAACCUGGGGAGGGCGAUCGGCUCCCGACCACGCCUUCCAAGAAGAGCAAGGAUGGCCUCAAAGGUAUCAUAUCCAGCAUAGCUUUCUCCUCCUCUUAUGACUACUACGCAAUCGGCAGCCUAACACCUUCCUUACAAGCAAUGGAUAAUAUUGCGCUGUAUUCGGAGUCAAAUCAAGCAGCUAUCAUGCCUAUCGGAGGCGCAUAUUCUCAAUCCGGAAGCUUAUCUCAUUCCCCACAGCUGAAGUUUAACCCGACAAAACCGCAUAUUUUGUAUGCUGCAUUUCGUCGACACGAUGCUAUAUAUGCAUGGGACCUUCGCAGCGAUACGUCUGUACCCGUGAAAGUUUUCAGGACGUCCCCUGAUUCUUGCAAAACCUUAACCAAUCAAAAAAUCGAAUUCGACAUAGAUUGCGCUGGGAGAUGGUUAAGCGUCGGUGAUCAGAAUGGAUACGUGGUUGGCUGCGUGGCAUUUCAGCCCUUACAUUCUAAUCUUCUGUCAGCAUCAGGCUCACGCCAUUUUGAUGAGGACAUGGGGGAGGGUGAUUCUAAUAGUUCCGACGGGGAUUCAACAGACCAAGAGUCGGAUUCUGAGAGCCAAAAUGUGAUCGCAGUGUCAAGGCACCGACCACUUCCAUAUGUCAAAGACUCUUCUUUGAAGCUGUGGUCAUUCGACCCCACGCGGAUCGUACAUCAUGCCUGA